Mya arenaria is the source of this 3964-nucleotide messenger RNA. RefSeq names its product fatty-acid amide hydrolase 1-like. The record is from RefSeq and is a predicted model, not a curated record. NCBI's taxonomy places the organism in Eukaryota, Metazoa, Mollusca, Bivalvia, Myida, Myidae. Gene Ontology annotation, biological process: fatty acid catabolic process. The transcript is spliced from 19 exons. Bases 226 to 2052 code for a protein of 608 amino acids. Gene Ontology annotation, molecular function: amidase activity; fatty acid amide hydrolase activity.
CUCACAAUGAUAUUGGUGAAAGUUGAGUUUCAUACAUUUGUGUCCUAAGUAAAUGAUUUUGGAUUAUAUUUUUUUCGAUUUAUAUUUUUAGCUUACUGAUAUAAUCGUGGAACUUGUAACGUCGUUCGAGAUUGAAUUCCUGAUCAUCCGUGUGAACAUUUUGGACAGGGAUACGGUUACCUAAACUGACGCCUGACUUGUCCUGCUUGUGGAUUUAUACCUCGAAUGAAGAACACAGUACCUAUGGCUCCCAUCCAUACGUCAACAAACAAUAAGGAAGAUUACGUGGUACCAGCAACGUCUCCUGAGAAUAUGGUCAGGAUUCUCUUGACCGUUGUUGCUGGAGUUACAACAAUUCUAGCAGCAACAAAACUGUUUAGAUGGUACAGGAUAAAAGCCAGGAUAUUAAAUAAGCAGAAGCAGUGCAAAGAUGCAAUCAAACAGUUGCAGGAUGACAUGGAUCAUAAUGGGAUACCCAAGAAAGAAGUGGAGAGAAUAUUGGGCCUCAAGUUUUCCCAAUUGAAAGAAAAGCUUCGGAAAGGAGAACUGAAAGCUGUCACAGUUUUGAAGGCUUACCAAACUAGGGCAUUGGAGACAAACAAGACUCUGAACUUCAUGGUUGAACCAGUCAAAGAAGCAAUGGAAUAUGCAAAGCAACUAGAUAAAGAGUUAGAAAAUGGAAAAGACCCCAGACCUCUACAUGGUAUUCCUGUGAGCAUCAAGGAGAACUACUAUCUAAAGGGCUAUGACAGUACAGGUGGAAUGAGUAUAUUUGUGGAUAAACCUGCACUUAAAGAUGGGCCGAUGGUUUCGGUCCUGAAGGAGCUUGGUUGUGUGCCAUUUGUUCGCACAAAUAUACCACAGUCCAUGAUGACAUUUGAGUGCUCCAACCCCUUAUAUGGGACAACAGUGAACCCACACAACCACGGAAGGGGACCGGGAGGGUCAUCGGGAGGAGAAGGAGCAAUUCUUGGAGCCGAGUCAUCAAUUCUGGGUUUUGGUAGUGACAUAGGUGGCAGUCUUAGGAUUCCGUCACAUUUUUGUGGCGUCUUUUGUCUUAAGCCAACAGCUGGGAGACUGGGAUACAGAACUACUGAAGAGUUGGUUCAUGGGCAGACAUUAGUCACCCCCACCAUUGGUCCUAUGGGUCGGGAUGUAGAUACAAUCGUCACCGCCAUGAAGGAUAUUCUGUGUCCACGGCUUUUUACUGAAGAACCACAGAUACCUCCAAUGGCCUUCAAUACUCAGCUGUACGAGUCCAAAAGACAACUGCGUAUUGGCUACUACGUCAGCGAUGGCUACGUUCCACCAAUACCUGGUGUGGAACGCGGUUUACUGGAGGCCAAGGUUGCAUUGGAGAGGUUCGGCCACACUUUGGUGCCGUUUGAAGUGCCGGAUGCAGCCCAUAUGUUCUCCGUUCUGUUCUCCAAGGCGGCCUUUGGGGACGGUGGUCAUAAUUUCCUCAGUCAGAUGGCAGAAGACCGGGUAGAUCCAUCCAUAUCACUGCUUGUAAAAAUAUAUCGUCUUCCAAACUUCCUGAUCCGACUUUUGUCACAUGUGGUUAGCUUCUUCUCUAAGGAAAAGCCAGCUGGAACAAUAAUGCGAAACAUGCUUGGAGUAGAUUCUGUCUAUGACUGGUGGAAGUUGGCACAUGAGAUCACUAUCUACAAGGAGAAAUUCUACAACUUGUGGCAAGAGCAAAAUCUAGAUGCUAUCAUUUGCCCUACAAUGCCUUAUGUAGCCCCUCCCACUGGUACCGUCAAGUAUCUAUUAGGUGGUGUAACCUAUACGACCCUCUACAAUGUAAUCAACUACCCAGCUGGAUGUGUCCCUGUAACCAAAGUCACAGCUAUCGAUCAGAAGAACAUGGCAAACUAUCCAUCGAAUACUCAGACACAGAAGUUUAUCAAAAAGUAUUACAGUACAGACACGGCUGGGUUACCUGUUGCAGUUCAGUGCGUUGCCCUUCCAUACAGGGAAGAAAUGGCUCUCCGGGUUAUGAAGGAUCUAGAAAGUGGUCUUCGUCAUCAUUUGACACGUAGUAGUAGAUAAUUUACAAACUUUUGAAGGUGCCUUUAAGUAAUCACCCUGUCUGUCCAUCUGUCUGUACGUCCAUAUUUGAUUAUGUUUUAUUCUAAGUAUAAUAUUUAGAUAUAUACUUACUUUAAGCUUUAUUCAUUUGCUCUCAGUAAGAAGGAGCUCUUUUAAGUUUUAUCACAUUGUCAGAUUUAUGACCCUUAUAUAUGCUUGUUAACUUAUUCAAAUUCAGCAAAUCCAUUUUCUCUUUAUGUUAACUUGAUUUUUUUACAAGAAAUUAAAGGAAACUUAAAGCAUUAAUAUAUAGCAGAGUGGUCUUGGAUUUAGUACAUUAUUUGAAACUUUGUGGCCAUUUUUUAACAAAUUGCGAUCUAACCUUUUGACUUGCGCCCCUGUGCCUCAGGACCAGAAAUAUAUUUAGCUUAAGUGUUGGCAAUGAGGUUUUGGGGUACUCCCUUAAGAAAAUUUCAAGUCAGAAAUGCAUUUUUUUUUUUUAAGAACUUUUGUUUUCCUAUAUUGAAAUAAAAAGUAAACUUGGGAUGAUUUGAGGUGGGACCUGCUCCGGUGCUAAAAUUUUAUUUCCAUAGUGGUACUUAUACGCAUUUAUUCGGGGGACUUUAUCAUAUCAUGUCAUAUCAAUAGUAGCUGUAGUUGUUUGAAAUCCAUUAAAGGAUAACAUUUGUAUGUUAUGUGAGUUGCUUUUACAUGUAGUUUUAUUCAUUUAUCUUUUGUUUCUUUUAUUGAAUGUAGGCAUUGAAUGAUAAUAGAUGUGAAUUUAUUUAGAUUUUUUACCAUACCCGGUAAUUAGUAUAGCUAUUGAUGUGUUUUCAUUUUGUAAUUUCCAUAUUUCUAAGUAAAGUAAAGAGUUUGUUUUUUAUAGUGUGACCCCUCUUAGUUAAGGGCCAGCCAGUUGAGCUUAUGAGACACCCACCCUUGUGAACAUCUUUACCCUAAUUCCUAUCCCAUAUGCCAGGUGCCUAGCAGGAAGGCAAUGGGUACCCCUCGAUUUAGCUAGCUGCUCAGUCGUCAACCGGCCAUAUUAGAACAAGCCCUGUGCAAUGCUCAAAACUUGAAGACCUCCUGCUACUUAAGCGGAUUCCUUUACCACUUGGCCAUGGAGACAGAGUGCAUAUAAAGUGAUAUUCACAUCUAUAUUUGCUCAAGAUGUCAUUUCCUAUUGUGUUUAUUUAAUGAUGAAAAGAAAAAAAUGAUAUACUUUUAUGUAUAUAUUUAUAUAUACAUACAUGAAAACAAAGCCAAUUUCUAUUCAGAUUGUUAUACAAAAUAUACCAUGGGAAAUAUGUUAGCAAACUUCAAAAUACAUCAAUAUUAGUAAAUAAAUGUAACUUCUCGCCUAUUUAAAAAGUUCCUGAGGCGUGUCAUGGGGUCCAAUCAAAUGUCCAGAUUCAUCUCGUCAAUAGCUCAUGAGCUCUUGCUUUCUGCAGUCAUUCAUUGGAGUUAUACAUUAUGUAUUUACUUGGUACCAAGGAUAAUUAAUUGAUCUAGUUAUCUAGCCAUUUCCACAUAUUACCAUAAAAGCUGCCAGAUACUAGAAUAUAAGCCACAUCUUUUCUUAUUCUACUGAUUUUGCUGUUUUUUUAUUCAGAGCUGGCAAGCGAAAAAAAUCAUUAUUUUUCCAUUUAGUUUUAAAACAGGAGCAGGUGUAGGCAAUACCAUUGUUAUUAGAAUAUGUUAAAUAUAUGCUAUGGCUAACAAGAUGUUAAAUAUGAUUUGGGAGUUUUUACAGGAAUGUUUGUCUUUUGGUAAACAUUUCCAUUGAUUUGUUGUUAUAUAAAGGUAAUAAUAUAUUCCUGACUUGAAUAGAAAAUCAGAAAAACUGGCAACAGUUAAAAAGGUAAAGCUAUUAAAUUGAUCGUGUGUAAGGUUUCAUGAUGUGUGUAGUGAAUACAAAUAAAUUUUAAACAUG